Messenger RNA from Parnassius apollo (apollo), 963 nucleotides. NCBI's taxonomy places the organism in Eukaryota, Metazoa, Arthropoda, Insecta, Lepidoptera, Papilionidae. The record is from the annotation of a GenBank genome assembly.
AUGGCAGAGUUGUGUAUCGCGUGCCGUGCAUCGACAGAGAAUCGGCGAAAAUAUGAUUGGGUUUCCAGAGAAAUGCAAUAUCUUGAUAUCGCCCAAAUAGUGAUAGAAGAUAUAGUAGCUCGACAGUUGGAGCCUACUGCGUUCAUUUGUCGACCCUGUUGGCAAAGAACGGAACGAACUCACCAGCGACUUAUUCGGGAGGCUGAACAGCAAGCUGAUCAAGACCGUGAUCCAUCGGAAGUUCCAAAUUCAAGACCAAUUUCGCUGAUUUUGCCAGGUCUUCUUCGUGCUCCAAACACCGCAAAUAGUUGCAUUUUCCUACAUUGUACGAAUGAAUCUUGCCGUCGUGUUCCAGAGAACAUAAUUUUUCGCAUGGUAUGCCGCUACAGCUAUUUCGUGCCAGAAAGCGCGCGUGUCUGUAAUGAACACGUGGAGCAAAAUCUGUGGCAUUUACUUCCUGUACAAGACAACUCUUCUGAGGAAUUCACUGCAGCUCAAAUAAUGACUAUCGUGUCGAUGUUACAAAGACAUAUUACGGAGGAAAUACUAGAUUUUGAGCAGUAUGAAAAUAUAGCACCAGCCGAGUUUCAUACUUGGACAGGACUGACUCAAGAUCAGUUUACUUUAUUAUUAGACAGUUUACCAAGUCUGAGAACUAAAAAGAAUAAAAGAACCGUACUGGCGGCAGUAUUAGUCAAGAACAGACAUGCUCAGUUUACUUUAAUGACUGCAGAUAUGCCAGAGUUUGUAGAUUUUCCAAGAAUGGAUGAGAACGAAUUAUUAUUAUUCGCUCUGAUCGUUUAUCAACUAAAACAGGCCAAAAGCUAUUACGGUGAGCACGUCCUUGACAAUGGAGCAUUCACAAAUGAGCUCAGCAAUGAGUUAUCAAAUGAAGACUUGGCGGAAUUGCAGAGCAAUGAUUUAUGGAUGAUAAGAGGCCGACAAGCAAUCGCUCACUAUUAA